AGGAGGGGGAGUAGCGCAGGGUGGGGUUGGGCUCGUCGGAGCUGCUAGGCAGGAAGGGAUGUUUCCGGUGAUUUUUGGGUGCUGCGUUUUGUGUUUGACGGUGGUGUUCGUCGGCGUUGGCUGGGGGCGCAGGGUGUUCAGUUUGGGUUCAGUUUGCUUCAGUUUACUAGGGGCGGAAUUUUGCAACUGGAACUAACAGUUACAUUGCAGCACAAUCCAAGGCUUCAAACUUACCAUUUUUUGGGCAUCCCCAAUGCGCUUGUACAGUAGGUUGCGUGUUGUGCUAUGUGUAGUUACUUGGUUCAGAUAUAAAUGCAGAUUGCAGCACCUCCUUUUUUCUGAAUUCUGUGAUUUACAGUAGGUUUCAUGUGUGCUAUCUGUAGAUACCCUGGUUUACUAGUCUCAAAUUCCAGAUGUACAGUAGGUUUUUCAUGUCUAUUUUGUUGUUAGUUGUAUUGCAGCACAAUAUUUUCUCUUCUCAAAUUUCAGAUGUACGGUAGGUUUUCAUGUCAAUUUUUGUUAGCUGUAUGACAGCACAAUAUUUUUUCUUCAGAAUGUAGUAUAGUGAACUAGUUAUUGUUAGAAUAUAGUGAUGUUCAGAUCAGUUUUUCCGAUGUAGUGUAGUGAACUAUCUACUGUAGGAGUGGAAAUUGCAAUGGUACUCCUUUGUUUUGUCUUUACAUUCAGCCUCGUGGAUUUUUUUCCCUUUUCCUUGCUUUCUUUUUUGCAGCAUGGAGGAUGAUGAAUAUACGGCUGAUGGGUCAUUCUCAACCCAUUUCUCACCCACUCGGUUGCGGCAGGUUGCAGAUAGUCAGUCCAAGAAGAAGAAGGAAGUUAUAAGCAAAUGCAGCUUUGGUUCCCUCUUGAAUAUCAACUCUUUCUCUGUGCCGGCUGAUCUGCUCGAUUGGGUAGUCAUAAAAAUUGACCCAGAAAUGGCGUUGUUUAGUCACAAAAAGAAGUCUAUAUUGUUUACAAAAGACAUGGUGCGAAAAAAAAAAUUAAUGUCCCAUCUGGGUCAAGGCCAGUGGAGUUGUUGAGGAGGAGUGAGCCACACGUGCUCCGUGAACCUCACCGAGUAGGGUCAAGGGCUCCAAUGAAGCAUUGUAUUCAAGUGCUCAAGGAUGUAGAGGAUGAUGAUGUUGUUAGUAUAAAUAGGACAUGGCUGCUAUUAUGUAUGGCUCUUGUGCUAUCUCCUGGGACUGGCAACAUGGUACCCCUAGAGUAUCUUGCGAGUUUGGUGGACAUGGACAAGAUUGAUGAGUUUGCAUGGGAUGGGCACUUCUUGGUUGUUGUGUUAAAGGAGGUGAAGAAGUACCAACGGAAGAGGGAGGCAGGGAAACGUGGCUUUUGGAUCGGCGGUUGUCUGCCAAUGUUUGCGAUAAUUUAUAUGGACUUUGUCUAUGUGACUCGGGUGUUGGUUUCGGAGCAUAGAAUUGACUACUCUCUCCCAAGGGCAUGUUUUGUAUGCAACAAAGACUUCGAUUUGGUAGAAGAAAUUGAUAAGAACAAGCUCAAACUUGAUAAGAUUGAAUUUGGGAAACGGAAUCUUCGUCGUUUGCCAGAGACGCCAUAUGUAUCUCUUGAGGGCUACAAUGAAGCUGAUCGCGAGAACAACACUGCGGAGGGAGCUAGUGGAGAUGCAAACAUUCCCGAGAUACCUCCAAGCAAACCAGUCAUGGAUGGGAGCGAGAUUGGUGGCGAUGUGUGUGGGUCUCUAGAUGAGUGGCUGCACCCACUGCCUUCAAGUCAAGAAUUGGUAAUUCCAUAGCACAUGAUACCAAUAUAUCGCAGCGGCCUAUUCUUUGACGCUUGUUUGUGACAUUCAUUUUGAACUAAUUUUGUUUGCUAGACGAGGCUCCUGCCACCGAGACCUUCAGAAGCACCACCACUUUCACCUUCGGGCUUCCCUGCGUGGACACACUGGAAAACCCGCCUGAUAAGUGUCGGAGGACCCUUCUUUUGGCUGUUUUUAGAAGCACUUAUGCGCGUGCCAAAGCCCAUCUUGAAUGCAUAUUCAUUGUACAAUGUUUUGGCAUCGUCAACAGAGUCAAACUCCAUGCCAACAUAGGGCAUAAGUGGCUGAGAUGAAAUCUCAUUAUCCUCUUGAUCAUCAUCAUACAUUGCAGCAGUUGAGUUGUGCCCGACAUCUGAAUUUAUCUCUCCAUUUGCCGCAACAUGCGGUUGUGCAUAGCUCUCCUCACCUCCUGUCCUUUCACCAGCACCCUAUAAGUGCAACAAAAGUCAACAGUACAUUAGGAAUGUUUUUAUUCUAUGCAACAGUAUAUAAAUGCUCAAUCGUAUCAGCUUUUUUACAUUAUC
Messenger RNA from Triticum dicoccoides, 2319 nucleotides. RefSeq lists its product as uncharacterized. The transcript has 5 exons. NCBI's taxonomy places the organism in Eukaryota, Viridiplantae, Streptophyta, Magnoliopsida, Poales, Poaceae. The coding region runs from base 1094 to 1768 and encodes 224 amino acids. The record is from RefSeq and is a predicted model, not a curated record.